This is a messenger RNA of Drosophila eugracilis, 1471 nucleotides long. RefSeq names its product probable trafficking protein particle complex subunit 13 homolog. Gene Ontology annotation, cellular component: TRAPPIII protein complex. The record is from RefSeq and is a predicted model, not a curated record. NCBI's taxonomy places the organism in Eukaryota, Metazoa, Arthropoda, Insecta, Diptera, Drosophilidae.
AUUCGACUUAAAUAGAAUUGGUCGCACUAAUGUCAACAGAAAUUUUUGCACUAAGUGUAUUUUGUGCAGAUUAUUUGAUUAAAAUUAAUCCGAUUUAAAGUAUUGUCCAUAAUGGAGGUGGUUGAUCCAGAUGCUCAUUUGGUGGCACUAAAAGUAAUGCGUUUGAUGCGGCCCACUUUAGUCGGACUUGGACCUGUAGUAACCUGCGAGCCAUCGGAUUUGGUUCAAAAAUUUAACAAUUCUCAGGAAAGCGACGGUAUAUUGGGAGCCUGUGCGGAAACCUUAGCGGCCGGACAAGUUCUGUUGCUGCCUCAAUCUUUUGGGAGCAUUUAUUUAGGUGAAACAUUCGCCAGCUACAUCUGUGUCCACAACACCACCGCCAAUCCUGUGGAAUGUGUGACUGUUAAGGCUGACUUGCAGUCAAACACGAGCCGAAUUAAUUUGUCGAUGCACGAGAACGUCAAAUCACCGGUGGUAUUAGCGCCCGGUGGAACUAUUGACGAUGUUAUACGAUAUGAGGUUAAGGAAAUCGGAACUCAUAUUCUCGUCUGUGAAGUGAAUUACUCAACUCCAGCGGGCUAUGCGCAGUCCUUGAGAAAGUUUUUCAAGUUUCAAGUUCUUAAACCCCUUGAUGUAAAAACCAAGUUCUACAAUGCAGAAAUCGACGAAAUAUACUUGGAGGCCCAAAUACAAAACGUGACCACCAGCCCAUUCUGCCUAGAAAAAGUCGAAUUGGAUGGUUCGGAAGAUUACUCCGUAACUCCAUUGAAUACACUUCCAAAUGGCGAAUCUGUUUUUACUGUCAAGAACAUGUUGCAACCUAAUAACAGUUGCCAGUUUCUUUACUGCAUUAAACCCAAGGGUGAUAUAGCUAAGGACAUAAACACUCUGCGGCAAUUCAAUAAUGUGGGAAAGCUGGAUAUCGUGUGGCGGUCUAAUCUGGGCGAAAAGGGCAGGCUGCAAACCAGUCAAUUACAACGGCUGCCAUUUGAGUGUAAAACCCUCCGUUUGGAAAUACUGGAUGCGAAGAAUACAAUUAAAAUCGGAACAAUAUUCACGUUCAACUGCCGUGUGACGAAUACAUCUGAGCAAACUAUGAAAUUGAAUGUUCGCCUGGUUUCCAAGUUUUCUGCAGAUAGUCAAUAUACUGGUUGUGCCGAUUUUAUGCUGGGUCUGCUGCAAAGUGGGGAGGCUGCAGAGUUUCCUUUGUCCGUUUGUCCAUCUAAAUUAGGCCUCGUUAAAAUAUCACCAUUGAUAUUGACCAACACACUCCAAAAUGAACAAUUUAAUAUAGAAAAUGUUGUCGAUGUAUUUGUAAUAAGUUCGGACUACAAUAACGAUCCCACAACUCACCAAAAUAAGUUAAUUCGUUAUGAAAGUGCUGCAAACUGUUUAAAUCAAAAGCAAGUUCAAUUGCAGGUUGUAUAGAAUUAUCUGUUAAUAAAUGUUCAAAUAAAAUAUUAAAAAAAUA